AUGUUUGCGACUGUUCAAUCAGCUAAGCCGAAAGACCAAAUUAAGUGGGAGAAAUUGAAGGAAAAAUUCAAUUUCCUAAACGGCAUUAUAAAUUAUAUAAUUAAAUAUAUAGAAAAUUGCUCGAUACAUGGUCUGCACUUUCUAAUUAAAGACGGUUUAACACUUUUCGAAAGAUUAUUUUGGUUAAUUUUAGUAAUAUUGUCGCAAUAUUUUUGCGUAUAUAUUGCUAUGUCUUCAGUGUAUAUAUACCAGACCAAAAAUACUCAUGUGGGCAUAGAACGUGAUUUCUACUUCUGGAAUACCAGUUUACCAAGUGUAACGAUAUGCCCAAUGAAACGUAUUGAUGACGAAAAAUUUGACGAGUUUUGCGACCAUAACGAUAUAGUACUUGAUCGUAAGAAAACUCUUCGAGAUUUCUUGGAACAAUUGGCAAACUCGACUUAUAUUAAUUUCAAAUAUUUACCCGAUUAUGGAUCUAUAUAUAGAACUUUGGACAAAUUGAACGUGAAACCUCAGCAAUAUAUGGAAUUAAUUUAUAACGUUACCGCUGACAUGACCAGUAAUCCAAUCGACAUGUAUCGUGCACGUUGUAUUCACGAUAAUGCAAACAUUAAGGUUCGACAAGUGCUGACGGAAUACGGUUUAUGUUAUUUAACUAAUAAUUAUCUCGGUCAAAAAUACACAUCAAGUUUUUUAAUUUAUGGCCAAUAUCCAGACAUAAAUCCAUUCGAGGCAAAGAAACCGUUCAGAAAAAUCUUGAGUGGAUCAUUUUUUGACAAAGAUGUUUCAUAUACUUUUAUUGGAUUUCCCGAAAGUAUCGACCUCUUCGUACAUAGUCCUUACGAUGUAAUGAAAGUGGAUAGCAAUUUUGGCUACGCUGAGGACCACUUAGAAUUCGAUCCUGUGACAAUGGAAAUUGUAACCGGCACAGGCUUCGAUGAAGCUUCAGUUAGACAACGUCAUUGCCGUUUUCCUCACGAAUCUAAUUUAACUCAUUUUCCCAUUUACACAAAAAAUAUAUGUUUGCAAGAAUGCCGCUUAAAUUUAGUUUACAAAACCUGCAAAUGCAUACCGCAUUUUUAUCCUAAUCGCUUCGGUAAACCGAAAGCAGUUUGUGAUUAUCGAACGCUUAAGGAAUGUGUCGGGCAAUAUUCAGAUCAAUUUCUAAAAAUAUUUGUCGUAAAUUCGGCGAAGGACGUUGCAAAUAUCAGUAAUAAAAAGCUGAAGAAAGCACCCUGUUAUUGUGAUCAAAAUUGUGAAGACUCAGUGGUAACUAUACAAGCCGUGCAUGUAAUGCUUUCCUCUAAGCCUUUGCUAGGAAGUAUUGGUGCCCAAGUCUCGAUGAAAACAUGGCCACGACAGCGUUUAAAGAGAAUUAUUAUCUUCAACUUUUCUGAUUUAUUGGUCUACAUUGGUGGAACUGCAGGUCUGUUUAUGGGUUUUAGUGUUCUGGGUGCUUUGGAAGUUGUAUAUUUUUUUACUUUACGUCUCCUGUUUCAUUUGUUAGGUUAUAAAUUGUAAACUUUUGGCUUUAAUGAAAGCAACAAUUUUUUCUUUUUAUUAAUGUUUUAGUAAAUAUAUUUAAUCUAUUUAUUUAUUUAUUUUUCUCAUUUAUUAACAGAAGCCUAAAAAGCUUACUAAAACUUGCUUAUUACGACUAAAAAAGUUAAAGAACCUAAAAGAAUAUUAUUAUAUACAUAUGCUCAGAACACACAUGCUUAACU
This is a messenger RNA of Glossina fuscipes, 1724 nucleotides long. RefSeq names its product sodium channel protein Nach. The transcript has 9 exons. Gene Ontology annotation, molecular function: ligand-gated sodium channel activity. Gene Ontology annotation, biological process: sodium ion transmembrane transport. The record is from RefSeq and is a predicted model, not a curated record. The coding region runs from base 1 to 1521 and encodes 506 amino acids. Gene Ontology annotation, cellular component: membrane. NCBI's taxonomy places the organism in Eukaryota, Metazoa, Arthropoda, Insecta, Diptera, Glossinidae.